AUGGCUUGCCCUUCAUCAUCAAUGGCAAUGGGGGAAAAUGGGGAAGAUGAAGUCAUCCAUGUGUUGGCUGUUGAUGACGAUCCAGUUAACCUUAUCAUCCUUGAGAAAUUGCUCAAGGCCUCUUCUUGCAAAGUAACUGCUGCAGAAAAUGGGAUGAGAGCUUUGGAGUACCUAGGGUUAUUGGGAGAUGAUGAUCAACACAACACUCCAAACACCAAUGUCCCAAGGAUAGAUUUGAUAAUAACAGAUUACUCCAUGCCAGGAAUCAAUGGCUACCAGCUUCUCAAGAAAGUUAAGGAAUCAGCAAUGCUUAAGGAUGUCCCAGUUGUGGUAAUGUCAUCAGAGAAUGUUCCAAGUAUUAUCAACCAAUGCUUGGAAGAAGGAGCUCUUAAGUUCAUGCCAAAGCCUCUCAAUCGCUCUGAUGUGAAGCACUUAAUAUCUCAGUUACCUUAA
Molecule: messenger RNA, 453 nt
Organism: Ipomoea triloba (trilobed morning glory)
Lineage: Eukaryota; Viridiplantae; Streptophyta; Magnoliopsida; Solanales; Convolvulaceae
Product: two-component response regulator ARR17-like
Exons: 5
Coding region: 1-453 (150 amino acids)
Biological process (GO): cytokinin-activated signaling pathway; phosphorelay signal transduction system
Source: RefSeq, a predicted model, not a curated record